UGGUGGGGGUGUGGGGACACACACAUAAAAUCAGUAUCUCUGACUAGAAGCUGCAUCCCAUUGGAUGUUAAAGGACAGCCCACAAAAAAAGGGGAAAAGAGGAUGAGAGAGGAGAACUGGACAUCACAAAGACUAAACCGUUUAAGGCAGCUCUUAUUUAUAAACUCAGUUUAGGUAGUUAGGGAACUCAGGACUAGACUGAAAUAAUACUACUUAUCAGGAUCAUUAGCUGCAUCCUUGUAAAAGAACCAAGGCCUUUUAUUUGGUUGGAAUGGCAAAAACUAAAGACUCUAAGGUGGAGGAGAGACCCAAGUGGGACAACAAGGUUCAGUACAUGUUGACGUGUAUUGGCUUUGCAGUGGGACUUGGAAAUGUCUGGCGUUUUCCUUACCUGUGCCAAAUCUAUGGAGGAGGUGCAUUCCUCAUCCCCUACCUGAUAGCGCUGGUGUUUGAGGGCCUCCCAUUGCUCUACCUGGAGUUGGCCAUAGGACAGCGACUCCGCAAGGGCAGCAUUGGUGUCUGGAACUCCAUCUCACCACUUCUGGGUGGAGUCGGAAUUGCCUCCAUGUUGGUGUCAUUUCUGGUGGGUAUUUUCUACAACACCAUCCUGGCGUGGGUGCUUUGGUACUUUUUCCAUUCUUUCCAAAACCCUUUGCCAUGGAGCCAGUGUCCACUCA
Messenger RNA from Labrus bergylta (ballan wrasse), 677 nucleotides. The record is from RefSeq and is a predicted model, not a curated record. Lineage: Eukaryota; Metazoa; Chordata; Actinopteri; Labriformes; Labridae.